CUCUUUUUCUGUCCUUUCCAGCUUGUUCUAUAAAAGACAAGUAGUAAAAAGUUAGAUCUCUUUCACUCUUUCUUCACUUUUAUAUAUACAUAUACAGCACUUUUCUUGAAAAUCGCUUAUUAUUUUAACCAUGGCUCGUAAACGAACCGAAGAAGAAAUGCAGGAAGAAGACGAAGUGCCUUUCGAUCAACAUGAAGACGACGAAGAUGAGGACGAAGACGAAGAUGAAGACGAAGAAGUGCGUCCUUCCAAACGAAAAUUCAAUCCCUUCAUCGAUGAAAUGGCCAUUGUAGACGAUGACGAAGAAGAAGAAGAAGAGGACGACGACUAUUCCAAAGAAGACGGUUUUAUUGAAGAAGAAACUACUGAACUACCUUCAGCUAAAGAUAUACAACGACGACACUUGGAUCUUGACCGAAGACGACGGGAAGUAGAAGAUAUGGAUGACGAAGAAGUGGCUGCCUUUUAUGCAAAGAAAUAUGGUGGACGCAAAACACAAGCUUUCAAGACAUCACAAGAUGUCCCACAGCAAUUACUAUUACCAAGUGUUAGUGAUCCAAACUUGUGGGUGGUCAAAUGCAAGCCUGGCAAGGAAAAGGAUAUUAUUUUUGGCAUGAUGAAACGAUACUUUGAUCGACAAUACAGUGAUAAUCCUCUGGAAACAUUUUCUGCCUUCUCCAAAGAUUCAUUGAAAGGAUAUAUUUAUAUUGAAGCAAGACGACAAGCACAUGUACAACAAGCAUUGGCGAAUAUUCCCUUUGUAUAUCAAACAUCACUCAAUCUGGUGCCAAUUAAGGAAAUGGUGGAUUCAAUCAACAUUGUACGCAAGGAAAAGGAUAUCCCUAUGGGUGGUUGGGUUCGUGUCAAACGUGGAAAAUAUACUGGUGAUCUGGGUCAAGUCUUGGAACUAUCUGAUGCUCAAGAUACCGCUCUAAUCAAACUUGUACCUCGAUUGGAUUUGGACUCUCAACGUGAUGAAGAUGUUUAUGGACAACGAAAGAAAACUUCUGGUAAUGCCGUUUCUCGUCCUUCUCAAAAAAUGUUUAAUCCUGAGCGUCUUGGUAAACACGUCAUUUCAAGUUUACAAAAGAAGGGACCUUACUGGGUGUUCAAUGGUGAUCAUUUUCGUGAUGGUUAUUUGGAAAAGCGAAUGAAGGUGGCAACAUUACAGACUGGAAAUGUAAAUCCCUCUUUGGAUGAAAUUGCAAAAUUCGCUGGUGAUGGUGAUUUGAAUCCUGAAGAUGGCGAUCGUACUUUAGAUUUGGCAACUCUCUCAGUCCAAUCUGUGAACGAUGUACAAGCAUCCUCCUUAUUUCAAAAUGGUGACACAGUUGAAGUCAUUGAAGGUGAUCUGAUCCACAGUACUGGUACCGUCGUUAGUGUUAGUGAUUCUUCUGUUAUAGUAUCUUUGAAUGUUGAAGGAUUUACCAAGCAAGUUCCAUUCCCACCAAAACAUAUUCGAAAACAAUUUAAUGAAGGUGAUCAUGUCAAGGUGAUUCAUGGUCGAUACAAGGAUGAAAGUGGUAUGAUCGUCAACGUCAAGGAUAAUAUUGUCACCAUUUUAUCAGAUGCUACUCUCAAAGAAGUCAAGGUAUUUGCGAAGGAUUUACGUGAAGCUAUGGAUGUAUCUUUUGGGAAAACCACUAUUGGCAAUUAUGAAUUACAUGAUUUGGUGCAAUUAGAUUUCCACACUGUUGGUGUCAUUACCAAAGUAGAUCGCAACUCAUUCAAGGUAUUAACUCAAAGUGGUGAAAUCCGUACAAUAGAACCUCAUCAGAUCACCAAUAAACGUGACAGUAAUCGAGCUGUGGCAACAGACGCAGCAGGCAAUAGUAUACGCUCUGGUGACAGUGUUAUUGAAGUGGGCGGCGAAAAACGAAACUGUAUUAUCCUACAUCUUUAUCGACAUUUGGUCUUCUUACAUUCACGGGAAAAUGCUGAAAAUUUUGGUGUAUGGGUGGUACCUACUCGACAAGUAGUCAAUGUUGCAGCGCAAAAUUCUAGAGCUGUGCCUUCAACACAAUCCGUCGAUUUAUCGAAACAACAACCUUACGGUGCUCCAGGUUUUGGACGUGGAGGUUUAGAUGCUCGUGGCCGUGGGCGUGGACGUGGUGGAUUCUAUGGUCGUGGUCGUGGUGGACGUGAUAAUCUGGUGGCAAAGACAGUUCGAGUUGCUCAAGGUCCUCAUAAAGGUUAUCUCGGCAUUGUCAAGGAUACAACGGAUUCUAUGGCAAGAGUAGAACUUCAUACAAAUUGUAAGAUCAUUAAUGUGGACAAGGCGAAGCUGGUUCUCGUCGAUUCUCGAGGUGGUACGAUUGGCCCUGCUGUGGAAGGCAAUGAAGGAUUCAAUACACCACGCAACGAAUUUGCAGCACCAUCAGCAACACCUAGACGUUAUGGUGAAGGUGCUAUGACUCCAAUGCAUCACGGAAGUUUAUCUGGAUCAAAAACCCCAGCAUGGAAUUCUAGUGCAAGAACACCUAAUCCUUAUGCUAUGGAUGGAUCAAAAACUCCUGCCUGGGAUGUUGGUAGCAAGACCCCCAAUCCUCACGCUUUUCAAGAUGGAUCAAAAACUCCUGCUUGGGAUUCUGGUAGUAAAACACCUAUGUGGAAUAAUAGCAAUAGUGCAAGGACUCCUGGUUUUGGUGAUUCUGGCAACAAAACUCCCAUGUGGAAUAGUAGAUAUAACGACAAUGAUCUUGCACCAACUCCAGCAGCUCAUGCAUUAUCAGCACAAACACCUGCAGCAAGUUAUGGUCACAUUGCUCCUUCUCCUGCACCAUAUCCACAAACUCCAGCUGUCAAUUUCUCACAAACACCUUACGACAGUGCUCCUACACCAGGGGCUAGUUUGGUACCAGCUACACCAGCGGGUCUCAGUGCACCAACUCCUGCAGCACAUAUGAUGACAGCAGCUACUCCAGGAUCAUAUAUUCCGGCAACACCGGCAGGACUUCAAGCUCAAACUCCAUUUAUGCCUACUGGUGGUGAUUAUGGUUAUAUAGAUGAACAACCUGAUGUAUCAAGUGACUGGCCGAUUGAAGAAGUUGAAGUCCAAUUUGUAAAGUCAGUUGGUGAAAUCAAUUCAGGACAAAUUGGAUCUAUUAUAUCAGUACAACAUGGAUCAAGGACAUGUAGUGUUCAAGUAUAUGACACAAAGAAUCGAGUGGAUAAUAUACGAUAUGAUGCUAUAGAACCUGUACGACCAAGCAAGAAAGACAAUGUAAAGAUUAUUCUUGGUGAUCAUCGUGGCGAACUUGGAUCAUUGAUUGGUGUAGAUAGUCAUGAUGGUAUUGUACGAAUCAAAGGUGGUGGUGGUGGUUUCAAGAUUAUGAGUAUGGGUUCUGUUGGAAGAUAUACUGGUAGUGAAGAUGUUAUGUAAUCUUCUAAAAGUUUUUUUUUUAUUUUAUUAUAUUAUUAUUUAUAUUUAUGAUUAUUAUUUUGAACAAAUAAAAGAAAAGAAGAAAUUUUAUUGAUGAAUGAAAAGAGCGGCAAAAUGACGAAAAAGGAAACCAUUCUUGGGGCGCUAAUAAUAGAAACGCGAAC
This is a messenger RNA of Halteromyces radiatus, 3546 nucleotides long. RefSeq lists its product as uncharacterized. Gene Ontology annotation, biological process: regulation of transcription by RNA polymerase II; regulation of DNA-templated transcription elongation; transcription elongation-coupled chromatin remodeling. Gene Ontology annotation, cellular component: DSIF complex. The transcript is spliced from 9 exons. Gene Ontology annotation, molecular function: protein binding; mRNA binding. NCBI's taxonomy places the organism in Eukaryota, Fungi, Mucoromycota, Mucoromycetes, Mucorales, Cunninghamellaceae. Bases 131 to 3382 code for a protein of 1083 amino acids. The record is from RefSeq and is a predicted model, not a curated record.